UCACUCUGAACCAGUUCUCAGUGAUUCAAUUCUGCUACAAAUUGGAACAGAAUAAAACUCUCAGUAGUAAAUUUUUUUGUCUCAUUCAAGCAGGUCUAGCUACAAACUCUGAUGAAUAGUGAAGUAAGUUUCCCAAUAGACCUCCGGAUUAGUCUUAAAAGAAGCAAAUUUCCAAGGCUAAAUUAGGCUUCCAUUUUGGGGCUAUUUUUAAAAUCCCAGAUUUUGUACCCUUAAGUCUUUGUUUUGUAGUGGUUAUAAUAACAUAUUUAGGUCACAUGUUACUUAAGGUCUUCCAGCCUUUAGGUAUAGCUUGAUGACUUCCUUGAACAUGACAUGCCUUGCCCCUAGCUUUAAUUAUUAUAUGACAGUAUGUGUGUGCGCUUUCCCACUCCACGAAGGCAACACAUUAGGGCACGAUGGUUGAAGGUCCAGGCUGCACUUUGAAUGGGGAGAAGAUCAGAGGUCGCCUGGUUGGGAAGACGGUGCGGAGUGUUUCUGGCAGCGCUGUCAACAGGGAUGUAAAGAAACAAAAGAGGGAAGAUCACAUGACCAAAUAUGAUGAGCUGAUUGGUCGGAAACUGGAGGAAGUGCUCACCCUUGGGAAAGAACUGUUCCUGUUUUUUGGAGACUUGUGUUUGAGGAUCCAUUUCUUGAUGGCGGGGUCAAUCCGUGUAAACAAUGUCCAGUUGGACAAGGACUACUCCAAGGUGACCACCACGGCCUCCCUGGAGCUGGACAUGGAAGGGGAUGCCCUGGCCUUCUACAAGAGUACGGCAGACAUCAGACUAUCCAAGGAUUGUCAUGAGAAGUUUGAAAAACUCAAGGAUCUUGACAUUUGUUCAGUUAUUUUCAACCCCAGGCGAGCGGUUGUCAUGGUGAUGGAACAGACUGGCAGAAUGGUGUGUGAUGUAUUGCUGGAUCAGCUCAUUUUGCCAGGAGUGGGCAAUAUCAUCAAGAAUGAGGCGUUGUAUGACAGUGGCAUCCGGCCGAAUACCAAGAUCGAAAACUUGACUGAGGACCACAUCUCUCUGUUGGUGAAGAUGACCCGUGACUUUACCAUGGUUUUCUAUAAGUGUCGCCGGGACGGCAAGCCGCUGCGGCCGUAUGAGAAGGUGUACCACGUGGGGAAGUGCCGGCAGUGUGGGGGGAGGAUCACCACCACCAGGAUGGGGGAGGACAAUCCCAGGGUCACCUACUUCUGUGACAACUGUCAGAACAACGACCUCGCACGCUUCCGCAAACAAAAACUCUCAACAAAGAACAGUUUAUUAGGCUGGGUCAACACGGGCAAUGUCCAAAAGGAAGUCAAAGACUGGGCGUGCUCAGUAUGCACUCUGAUAAAUUCAGCCAAUCAAACAAACUGUUCCGUCUGCCUCACACCAAAAGAUGGUCGACCAAACCUGACAGCUCAGAACCAGUUCCCACAACCAGUGGGACAUGCUUUUGUACCAGAUGAAGCAUUGACAGAACAACCACAGAACUCUGUCGUCAAAAAGUCAAAGUACACUUUCAGGAAGAGGUCUUUAUCUGGCCUGAACACAUCAGUGAACACUUCAGUAAGUUCUAGUGCUGACAAUCUUGUGCAGGAUUCCGAUCAGAUGCAUGCAAAACGACAGAAAUUAUCAACAGUGUCACGAACCCAGAAUUCAAAUCCUCCAAACCAGAAAAGUACAGGAGCUAAGCCGAUACCAAACAGGAGUGUGUCUGAGGCUUCAAACAGGAGUCAAGGAGGGGAGGUAACUGCUGUGCCCGACAUGAUACCUCCCUGUCCCGGACACAAGAGACGAUGCUUCAUGAAGCAGUGCUGGAAGGAGAACGAGAACCGAGGCAGGUGGUUCUUCACCUGUAGCUUGCCACGGGCCAAGCAAUGCAAGUUCUUUCAGUGGGCGGACACACAGUUCCCUAUAUGUGAAGGUCAUGGCAAGCCAUGUGCAUUCAGGACUGUGAUGAAAGAAGGGCACAACAAUGGCAAGAAGUUCUUUGCGUGUCCUCUCGGUAAACAGAAGCAGUGCGGCUUCUUCCAGUGGGCAGUUGGCUAUGAGGACUGACUGUGUCAUGAUGUACACAAAAUAAAAUCUACUUUAUGUUUGAUACUGAUCUGUACAGAUGUGGAACAGGCUGCAAUAUUUCACUAUACACGCACUGAGAUGUGAGGAACACCAUAGACUCCUUAAUUUGUCAGACACUGUUAUAUGCAUAUGUCUGUAGUGUUCAACAGGGGUUUAGCAGGGUUUAGCAUGGCCUGAUAGCA
Molecule: messenger RNA, 2251 nt
Organism: Haliotis rufescens (red abalone)
Lineage: Eukaryota; Metazoa; Mollusca; Gastropoda; Lepetellida; Haliotidae
Product: endonuclease 8-like 3
Exons: 9
Coding region: 417-2048 (543 amino acids)
Biological process (GO): base-excision repair
Cellular component (GO): nucleus
Molecular function (GO): zinc ion binding; damaged DNA binding; DNA-(apurinic or apyrimidinic site) endonuclease activity
Source: RefSeq, a predicted model, not a curated record